AGCCGUUCUUGGCUCAAGUCAGCAGGCCCCGAGUCCGCAGUCACCCGUGCCGUUGUCACGACCAUGGCCGCCGCCGAUGAAAUUGCUACCGUGUCUCCGACAAUCACAACUGCGGGGAGUCUGCCAGACUGGUUCCCUCACUCCACCGUGGCGCAGAAAUUUCCUGGCUUCGAGCUCGCCGAUAGAGAGGCGUCGGAAGGCCGAGGCUUCUACUCAGUUAGCAGGGGCGAAGCUACCUCGCAAGUAGAGGGUCGGAUGAUUGUGGCGCCAUACUUGGAGGAUCGCGACGCUGCCAGUGUACUCGCGCUGGCGAAGCGAUGCAACGACGGGCAGGCUUUCGUAUGGGAAGAGGACUGGACGGACGAGCGGUUGCUCGACUACUGGCGCCCAGCCAAGGACCCGCGUGAUCAGAGCCCAGGAGCCACAGGUAAUUACACAGGGGUCUUGUACUUCGUCCCCAAGGUCCAGCUUACGAGUGACCCGGUACUCGUGAAUCCUGAACUCCAAGCUUCCUUCGCGGGUGUUUACGUGUUCCACCGCAACCACCCCGGGCGCGGCAGUCACAUCGCCAACGCGAGCUACAUGGCCAAGUCCUCGAGGAGGCACACGUUUGCUCACGGCGAGGGCGGGGAUCCAGACGCCACAUUCGGUGGGAACGGUCUGGGCGUGUUGUUGUCGAAUCUGUCGCUGGCCCACGCGCGCAGAGAGGGCUUUCGGGGGAUGCAAUUUAACAUCGUCGUGGCAACGAACCAGAACGCUGUCAAAGCUUGGACAGACGCGGGGUUCGAGAAAAUCGGGAGGCUGCCGAAGGUGUACCGCAGGAGUGUAAAAGCCAGCGCAGUCGAUUCCGCUAACGAAGCUGAGGAUUUCGUCGACGCGUGGGUCUUCUUCAAGGAGCUGUAGUUAGCUGGGGCAUGUACCCGGCUUGACAUGUUCCGGGCUAAUAGAUAGAAGCCCGAAUGACACAAGUCACAUACACGUACCCAUGAAUGGUAUAAUUUCUUUCUGGGGUUGUCCGUUUUCUCAUCCGUUGCCGCUUCACCGCAACUUGCCAGAGGCUGUCUGAUCGUGACUUCUUCGCAAACGCGUAGACGGUGGCGGACGUUAGGGCGCAUGCACGCGGCGCACUGCUCCAGCUCCGCUGUCGCCUGUUUGUUGUUGUCAUGUGUUCUUCCCCUCAUACCUUCCGAAAAAACGAUAGCGUUGAGAUGUAUUCAUACAUACAUCUAUAUGAUGCGUUCCAAAAAGGACCUUGCUUUCAAGGAACCAAGGAGUUGC
This is a messenger RNA of Prorocentrum cordatum, 1278 nucleotides long. NCBI's taxonomy places the organism in Eukaryota, Dinophyceae, Prorocentrales, Prorocentraceae. The record is from the annotation of a GenBank genome assembly.